Messenger RNA from Lytechinus variegatus (green sea urchin), 1763 nucleotides. Its product is annotated as chordin-like protein 1. The record is from RefSeq and is a predicted model, not a curated record. NCBI's taxonomy places the organism in Eukaryota, Metazoa, Echinodermata, Echinoidea, Temnopleuroida, Toxopneustidae. The coding region runs from base 119 to 1537 and encodes 472 amino acids. The transcript is spliced from 10 exons. Gene Ontology annotation, molecular function: protein binding.
UUUUCAUUUUUUUGGGAUUUGUCCGAAACUGUGUCCUUUUUCUGGAUAUUGCCGUAAAAUAACUGAAAUUUUCGGGUUAAUAUUUGAUUUUCUUGCAGACAUUUGUGAAUUCGUCACCAUGGCAGAUCGGAUAAUGAAUAUUGGAGUGUUUUGGAUCUUAGCAACAGUGACUUUAUCAGUAGCAGGUCCAACAGAAACAGGUGAAUGUCCAUUCGGUGGUCGGACUUACAGACUGGGUGAAUCCUGGCACCCCUAUCUCAUACCAACUGGUAUAGAUCCAUGUACAACAUGUACCUGUAUUGAACACGAUCAUGUCACCUGUACGCGAGAGGAGUGUCCUCGACCAACCUGCUCAUCGCCAAGGAGAAUACCGGGACAGUGCUGUUUAAUUUGCCCAGAUCCUGAGACAAUCACAGAAGCUCCCCUCGUCGCACCGGUUGAAGAGGAGGCGCCCCGUUACCCUGGGUGUGAAUACAAGGGGAAGACCCUUCAACAUGGGGAUCUCUUCAGCGUGGAUGAUCUAUUUACAUCGCGGAGAGAGGACCAAUGCGCGCAGUGUGGAUGCACGUUGGGUAGAAUCUACUGCGCAUUGAAGACGUGUCUACCACUGUCUUGUCCAGAGGCCGAGCAAGUUGUUUAUUCCGAUUCUUGUUGCCCAGUAUGUGUAUUUGAAGAUGGAACCACGCAAACCCAGGAAAUCUUAGAACCUAACCCGGAAGUAAACGAUCUUGACCUGGCUAUUAAUCCUAAUACUCUCCUCCAAACCAACAACGUUCCCCUCAUCAAUAACUUCCCAUCAAUUCCUCUCUCUGGUUUUGGUACUACGAGUAGUAUUCCAGAAGAUGACGGCGAUCAACAAGCUUGUGAAUCGAACGGAAAAACUUACCAAAGCGGGGAGACGUGGCAUCCAAUUCUCUUUCCGUUUGGUAGAGUAGAUUGCAUCUUAUGUCAAUGUCAGGAUGGUGAAACGACAUGCAAUCGUAUAUCCUGUCCAUCAGACGAGGAAUUGCCCUGCAGAAACCCACAGUAUGUCUCCAAUCAGUGCUGUAAAGUUUGCCCAGAUACUUCAGAGGUCGAACCAACGCCCAUACCAUCAGCGUGUUUAAAGGGCAGAGAAUCUACACUCCUAUACAGAUACCAACCUGAACUCGUAAUAGGAACUGACCACACCCAAACAUUUAUGUAUGCCCUAGAGAAUGUAGUCACAAAUCAGGUGGAAAUUAGAAAAUGGACAUUCAGUGAAGGUCAAAUAAGUAAUUUUGUGAUUGAGGAGGUGUCAUCAGAAAGAUUUCAAAGGGCGCUAUCAGAAAAUAGAGAGGGGCGAUUUCAUCUCUCUGGAGCAACAACAUUAAGAAAAGUGCAAAAAUUAAGAAAGAAAGAAGCAAGGCUGGAGAGGCGGUGCGCCGUUCGAUGCGUGAAGCAGGCCCUCAAGUUACCAAGAAGUCUUUCAGCGAGAGAGAUCGAAAUGUCACGUGAUUGUGACGUCAGAACACGGUCGCAGUCGAGACCCAGACGAGAUGAGCACAUUUUGCGAUAACAUCGAUAAGUUUAAAUAUUUUUAUUUGUCAUAUAUUUUUUGUCAAAUGUUUAUAUUUGUAUUAAUGUAUGUGUUUAUAUAUGUUGUCUUUGAUGUUGUAUUAAAAAAAAGCUGAUUUAUAUAUUGCAAUUGGAGUUUCACUAUAAUUAAUGUACUUUGUGUUAUUUAGUUGUUCUGUUUUUCGGGGGAUGAAAAAAAAAUCUAUAAGAAAUCUAUUCCCUUUUUU